Messenger RNA from Lactuca sativa (garden lettuce), 876 nucleotides. The record is from RefSeq and is a predicted model, not a curated record. Lineage: Eukaryota; Viridiplantae; Streptophyta; Magnoliopsida; Asterales; Asteraceae.
AUGGUUCCCGAAACUCAACCCACACCACCCCCACAAAGACGUAAAGGGAAAAAACAAGUACGCGAGGGUGUCGCACAACCGGGAAGACAAAAGCCGACUGCAUGGCUUCCACACGAAGAGCUAGUUUUGGUCAAAGCUUGGGCUGACAUUUCUAAAGAUUCGAUUCAAGGAAACGCACAACCGGGAGACCAUUUUUGGUUUCGCAUUUUAGAACAGUUUCAAGAAGAGUUAGAAAAAGGUGACGACUACCGUACGAAACAUCAACUGAAUUCGAAGUUUCGAGAAAUAGCAAAGGGAGUUUCAAAAAUAAACGGGUUGUACAACAAUCUAAAAACCCAAUGGAAAAGCGGCCAAGGGGACGAACAAAUACUUCAAGAAGUUUUGCAGUUUUACCUUGAAGAAGUGGAAAAAUACGACCAAGAUUUUAUUUUUGGAGUCCAACAAUCAAAGCGAACAAAAACGGGCUCUAGUGGUUACACAACCUCCUCCGAUGCUCGAGUCGGUCUAGAUUUAAAUCAGGAUGACGAACUCGAGCUAGAAGAAAUUGUCCGCCCAAUGGGUAGGGACAAAGCGAAGAGAAAGGGAAAAGGGACUUCUUCGGGUGCAUCUGAUUUCAGCGGGGACAUUGACGAAAUGCGGAAAAUAACAUCGUCGUUUGAUCGAUAUAAUCUUAAUUUCUCCGAACGUUUGGCUUUCGACAAAGAAAAAGAAGAAACAAGGAAAAAGGAGCGGACAGAGAGACAAAAAAUGGAGGAUAUGAAGUUUUUGAUGGAAAACGUCGAUCAUCUCUCAGGGCUGGCUCUCGAGUUCGUGAUGAAGAAGAGGGAAAAAAAAUUUGAAAAAAUAUUUUCCGUAGGUCGUUGUUGGUUUGUUUGA